Molecule: messenger RNA, 3546 nt
Organism: Puccinia graminis f. sp. tritici CRL 75-36-700-3
Lineage: Eukaryota; Fungi; Basidiomycota; Pucciniomycetes; Pucciniales; Pucciniaceae
Exons: 8
Coding region: 80-2911 (943 amino acids)
Biological process (GO): transmembrane transport
Cellular component (GO): brush border membrane
Molecular function (GO): transmembrane transporter activity
Source: RefSeq, a predicted model, not a curated record
ACCGCUUUCCCAAUCCUCAUCUUCGUUUACCACUUUCUCUCUCUCUCUUUCUCAUUCAACCUCAACCUCAACAAGACCAAUGGUAAUCCAAUCGCCACCUCAACCUAUCAAUCCCGUCACCGGUUCUCCCCGCAACUUGCAAUCUACCCCAAAUUAUGAACAACAGUCACUCCCAAGAACUUUGACCUCAACCAGCAACAUGAGCGUACCCAGGUCUCAAAACCGCCUGCCCUCUCGAACCCGUCCUUACAUACCCUCUCAGUUCUACCAACAAUCCGAACACUCGCCUCAUCUGCAGCCGAACCGGGAAUCAACACCACUUUCGUUCCAUAGCAGCCAUCAUCAACCUCCUCACUCACGCCCACCCCCAUCCAACCAAGCCAUCCCAAUACCCUCAGCGAUCCCGCCUAUCGUUCCUCAACAAGAUGCUACUCCGCUCCCGACCCUGCCGAUCGUGGUACUCUGCUUUGCAAUGAUAUCCGAAUUCUUAUCUGCCUCCGUCUCCGGUCCAUUUAUCUUCUUCAUGAUCGAAGACUUUGGGGUCGGUGGGGGUGAGGCCGCCGUCGGUUUCUGGGCUGGGAUCGUGUCUUCAGUCUUCUUCUUAACACAGUUUCUGACCUCCUUACUCUGGUCGAACGUAUCUAAUAAACACGGUCGACGGGUCGUCCUCUUCAGCUCCUUACUUGGAAAUGCUAUCACAUUGAUCCUCUUCGGAUCCAGUACCACACUCGGAAUGGCUAUCUGUGCCCGACUCGGUCAAGGUAUCUUCAACGGCGCGAUCGGCGUUGCUCGAGGUGCUGUCAGAGAUCUCACCGAUGCCACCAACGAGGGGUCGGCCAUCGCCUGGAUCGGUUUAUGUUGGGGAAUGGGUGGUAUUGCCGGUCCAAUCAUUGGAGGUUUACUCGAGCAUCCUGCUGAAAACUACCCUGCUUUGUUUGGAAGGUUUCAGUUGCUGAAAGAUUACCCAUACCUGUUACCAUGUACUGUAGCAAGCUCCAUCACUUUCCUUGGCGCAAUCCUCAGUCUCUUCUUGGGCUGGGAUGGAGGCUACCGUACCGGCAAGAUUCAGUUGACGGACUCCAACAAGCUCGACCUGGCUGACCAAUUACUUGACGCUGAAGAGCAAGAGAAUGAAGAAUCACUUGCCUCAAACGUUCCCCGAAGCCACCAAGUCGGUCUUUUGCGACCCUCCAACCUACAAGCCAUGUCGAUGGGCAAUGCUAGUACUCAUUCUCUUGCCACCGCCAACACUUCCAAGGAUCUUUCACGAUCUAUCGUUAUCAAGGAUCCGCUAGCUAUUUCUCGUACCACAACUCGCCAGUCCAACGCUUUCGUACCAGGAUCCGCCUAUGGCUAUGAUCGUAAUUCUACUAUUUCACGGCGACCGUCUAAUUGGCGCCAUUCCGGACACAUGGGUAGUAUCAGAAGUCACCUUUCCACGAUUCAUCGCCGAAAUAGUCGCGCUAUCAGUUUGGCCAGAAGCUUUGGUGAAGGAACUAACUACGCCCCGGAUUAUGAGGACCUCAAUGGCGAAGAAAAUGUGCCCGCUCUAAACUUCGCUCAGCGAUUGCUUUUGGCGAACGAAGACGCCGUCUUUGGUUUACAUGAUGUCUGGUUGGCAGCAGCCACAACACAGGAUCGUGAUGACGAGUACAGUCAAAUGGACGUCGACGAGCAAGAGCCUUGGGACGGCUCGAUUUUUGCGGAUGAUGAUUCCAGAUCAAAUGACCCUGGGACCAGCUUUGAGGACGAGGCAAGUUCAUCUGGCCCCAGCUCAUUUGAUGAACGAGGCCGUUCCUACUUGCUGCAGCAACAGCAUCCUCCCAGUCAACGUUUUCAAUCGCAAUCUUCCAGGCGUCAAAGUGUAGGCACAGGAGCGGCUCGUCAACCAAGGCCUCAAAGCGGACUCAGUCCCCGCCAUUCAUUUGCCGAUGGAUCUAAUCCCUUGCCCCCCGCCAGCGCUGUGCCUCCUUGGCUUGAUCCAAAGAUGAGGACAACCAGUAUGGCAUCUUCCAUCCGACCUGCUAUCUUCGGUAACACCGGACUUGCCACUCCACGGUCCAUGUCACAAGCACCUUUUGCAGCUCCACAAUCCAAAGUCUCAAACACUGCACGUGAAGGGAAUGCUACGUUAACAACGGGUACUGAGCCAGCAACAGCUAAUCUCAGUGUAAUUCCUGAAGGUGGAAUUUCGUCUGGCGGCCAAGCAAGUGAAGCAACCACGAUAGAUGGUAAUCUAGCAUCAAGCAUGGAAGAACUGGAGAAACCAACAGGCUUGUUCAAGCAAUUGCCAUUGGCCAUCAUUGCUCAAUACGCUAUAUUGGCCUUGCAUGGUACCACCUGUGAUCAAAUUUUCAUGUCGUUCUUGGUAACUCCGAUUCGCUCUGGUGGACUUGGACUGUCAGCUGGGCAUUAUGCUGAAUUGAUUGCUGCUAUGUGCAUCGCACAGAUUGUAUUUCAGUUCAGAUUUUACCCCACCGUCGGGCCGCCGCGUGGACAAUUAACCCAUCUCUCGAUGUUUAGAUUAGGGCUGUGUUUAUACAUACCUGUUUACAUGUUACUACCGGAAUUGAGAGGACUUCUGCGAGAGAACCAUAAUGGGUUGGUGAUGUUUGGAAUGAUCUUGUUGUGCACUUUCCGAUGGCUUGGGAACGUUUGUGCUUACACUUCAGUGAUGGUCAUGAUCAAUGCUCAAACUCCUCCUCAUCUGAUCCCCCUAGCUAAUGGGUUAGCUCAGAGUGCUGUGAGUGCGUCUCGAUUCGUUGGCCCUGUCUUCGGAGGAAUGGUGUGGUCUUUUUCGAUCACCCCAUCACCUGAUUACAGACCGUACCCUUUCAACAACUCGUUUGGAUUUUUGGUGGUCUCGAUCAUCUGCUUUAUUGGACUUUCUCUUUCGUUCAAAUUGAAGUAAAUCGAAGAUCCCAAGUCACUCACUGAACUAACCUUGGCAGCCCAACCCAAAGACCUAUCAAUUUGUGACUCCCAAUUCUAUUUGAUAGAUGUACAUAUAAAAAGACCUGUACAGAUUUUUACUUUUUUCUCAUAAUGGCCAGUCAGCUUACUUUCAUCUUCACAAUAAAACUUUUUAAUUAGCUUCAAAAAUUCAGCCGGUGUUAUACUACAACCUCUGUGUGUAUAACCAGUUCAGUUCUUUCCCUUCUAUUCACCUAAUCGUUCAUCUCGAGCUCUGCUCUCUUUUGCCACUCCUCUUCAACCUUCAAUCUUUUGUCUUCAUCACCGUCACCACUUUCAUCAACCUCAUCAUCAUCUUUUUGAUACUUGUAUGAAUAGACUUCAUCAUUGGUUAUAUACACAUUUCCUACGUCUCAUAUACUGCCUUUUUCUUCUUUCUCGCCGCUUCUUUUUCAAGGAUGAUUGUCUUUAACUGCCAAUCCUCGCAUUUUUUUGGUCUUUAGUUUCUCCUCUUUUCUAUCUUUCUGGAUGCUUUCCUGUCCUCCUAUCUCUUAGAUUUUUUGCUUUCUCCUUGUCUCAAUGUUGAUUCCUUUUGUCUUUCCACUUUCAGUCCCAAUUCCAUCCAAUGUUGUG